Molecule: messenger RNA, 882 nt
Organism: Prosopis cineraria
Lineage: Eukaryota; Viridiplantae; Streptophyta; Magnoliopsida; Fabales; Fabaceae
Product: two-component response regulator ORR4-like
Exons: 5
Coding region: 162-818 (218 amino acids)
Biological process (GO): cytokinin-activated signaling pathway; phosphorelay signal transduction system
Source: RefSeq, a predicted model, not a curated record
AGAAUAAAUAAUGGGCUGUACUUGGGAUGGGACCCACAGGGAUUCACCAUUAGAUUACAGCUACUUGGUGAAUAUAUAUUACUUGGUUUGGUGUUCAGUUGCAAUGCACAUACCCAGCAAGAGAGAGGGAAUCCGGAGGGGCGGAGGAAUAUAAAUAAUUAAUGGCGGUUGAAUCGGAGGCUGUGGCGGUGGGUAGAGGAAAGCAAAAGGAAGAGCAAAAGCAUUUUCACGUGCUGGCAGUGGAUGACAGUGUCAUCGACAGGAAGCUUUUAGAGAGGCUCCUUACAGUUUCUUCAUGCAAAGUGACCUGUGUGGACUCUGGGGAUAAAGCUCUGAAGUUCCUUGGUCUGCUUGAUGACCUUCAGAAUAUCAGUGCUUCCUCCACUUCCCUUUCACCUUCGUCGUCUUCUCCUGAUCAAUCGCCCCAGCAUGAGGGUGCAAAAGUUAACAUGAUCAUGACAGACUACUGCAUGCCUGGGAUGAGUGGUUAUGAUUUGCUUAAACGAGUCAAGGGAUCUCCUUGGAAAGAUAUACCCGUCGUCAUCAUGUCAUCAGAAAAUGUGCCUUCAAGAAUCAGCAUGUGCUUGGAAGGAGGAGCAGAGGAAUUUCUAUUGAAGCCUCUUCAGUUAUCAGAUUUGAAGAAGCUGCAGCCAUACUUUCUGAAAUUCCCCGACAACUCAUGCCUAGCAGAAUCCAUAGCCACGGACAAUGACAGCAAUCAGAAGGAUAACUGUAAUAAUAUUAGCAAAAGGAAGGCGACGUCACCGGAACCUAGGGAAAGAUCGAGAUCCAAAAUGAAAGAAUUAAAGGUGGUGUGAAUGGUCAUAUCGACAGGUUACUGAAUUUGCAGACCGUAGUAAUAUUUGCAGCUAUAUAUCCCAA